Molecule: messenger RNA, 3995 nt
Organism: Menidia menidia (Atlantic silverside)
Lineage: Eukaryota; Metazoa; Chordata; Actinopteri; Atheriniformes; Atherinopsidae
Source: the annotation of a GenBank genome assembly
GUGUGUGUGUGUGUGGGCGAGUGUGCAUGUGCGAGAGUGUGCGUGCGUGAAGGCGCGUGUGUUUUCCCGGCCCGGCCAGUGUUUGGAGCAAAGAGUGAUCUGAACACAUCUCGCAGGGACAAUGAGCGAGCUGGAACAGUUGCGGCAGGAAGCCGAACAGCUACGUAAUCAGAUCCGGGAUGCCAGGAAAGCCUGCAGCGACUCCACUCUGUCACAGAUCACAGCUGGUCUGGACUCAGUGGGCCGGAUACAGAUGCGGACACGACGUACUCUCAGGGGCCACCUGGCCAAGAUCUAUGCAAUGCACUGGGGGAGUGACUCAAGGUUACUUGUCAGUGCCUCGCAAGAUGGAAAGUUGAUAAUCUGGGACAGCUACACAACAAAUAAGAUGCAUGCCAUCCCACUGCGCUCUUCCUGGGUGAUGACGUGCGCGUACGCCCCCUCUGGGAACUAUGUGGCCUGUGGAGGUCUGGACAACAUCUGCUCCAUAUACAGCCUGAAGACCCGAGAAGGCAACGUGCGCGUCACACGGGAGCUGCCUGGACACACAGGUUAUUUGUCCUGCUGUCGCUUUCUGGACGACAACCAGAUACUAACCAGCUCUGGAGACACCACCUGUGCAUUGUGGGACAUAGAGACGGCCCAGCAGACCACCACCUUCUCGGGCCACACGGGAGACGUGAUGAGCUUGUCUCUCAGCCCGGACUACAAGACCUUUGUGUCAGGAGCCUGUGACGCCACCUCCAAGCUGUGGGACAUCCGCGACGGCAUGUGCAGGCAGUCUUUCACCGGCCACGUGUCUGACAUCAACGCCGUCUGCUUCUUCCCCAAUGGGAACGCGUUUGGCACCGGCUCGGACGACGCCACCUGCAGGCUGUUUGACCUGCGUGCCGACCAGGAGCUGAUGAUGUACAGCCAUGACAACAUCAUCUGCGGGAUCACUUCUGUGGCCUUCUCAAAGAGCGGCCGCCUCCUGCUGGCCGGCUACGACGACUUUAACUGCAACGUCUGGGACACCCUGAAGGGAGAGCGUGCAGGUGUGCUCGCUGGCCAUGACAACAGGGUGAGCUGCUUAGGGGUGACGGAAGAUGGCAUGGCUGUGGCCACCGGCUCCUGGGACAGUUUCCUUCGGAUCUGGAAUUAAACAAACUUUUCGCCUGACGUACUCAAUCACUGCCCACCACCUCAGGCUCACAACACCUCUCUACAUAUCCCACCUCAUCCGCGGGGCUGGACCUGAGGGGAGCACGUCGUGUGUCAGGCAAGACCCUCUUUACCCACCCCCCCCUCCCAGCCCUCUUCACUGCUGGUGACCCACCCACCUGUGCAGACCGCUCUGCUAAAAGGUUGUUUUUUUUCAUCCAUCUUUUACAGAUUAACAAUUGUUUAGUUAAAACAAACGUAUCGUAUAGAAUUAAGGAAACCUGAAGAAUAAGUAGAGGAUUUUGCUCAUAUCCAGUUAUUUUUGGGGGGCAAUGAAGUCAUUUGUUGCCAUGAGAAACAACAUUAGCAUCAAUGUGUAAUAUGUAAAUGUAUAUAUAAAGACAGUAUAUAUGUAUAGCAUUAUGUGUGUAUAUAUGCAUCAUAUAUGCAUAUAUAAUGUGUAUGUAUAUAUUUUUGUGUUUAUUUCCCUUUCUCAAAGUUGUUGUUUUUUGUUUUUUUUUGGGUGGGUGAGGGCUUUUUAUAAUUUUUCAUUUUUCUUAUAAAUGGAAAUACUCGCACUGCUUCAUGAACCUAGAAACAGUGAUUUUUGUUCAGCCAGACAAAGAUUGAGCAACAAAUCAUGAAUUUGUCUAAUUAACAAUUAGAUGGGUACAGUUAUGUUAAGUCUGAUUUCGAAAUUCAUUUUUCUUGCUAAUUUUUGUUCAUUUUUAUUGACUCAGUUACAAAAGGCUAGACGAGGGCCUUUACACAUGAACAUGAGUAUUGUUCUUAAUCUCUUAUCGUUUUAAAAGAACAAAGAAAAGAAGACAGAAAUGGAUAAGCAGACCCCAUCCACUCAACCACAAAAACCAAAUGAAAAGACGACAGGUCGUCGUACCGGCUUCCUGCCGCUGUAUCAAUAAGUUUAGCUUGAUAUUUAAGCAAGGAGAUUGCAGCAAAAAAUCUGACGUUCCAAGCCAAAAUAUAAAGGAGGUAUUUCAGGAAACACAGACACGUCACACACAAUCUUCUUUUUCGAGGCUAUAAACUAGAUUUGUAAGUGAACAGUGGAUUUGAAGCCAUUGAAAGGUCUGCUGUUAUCAGAAUACCUGCGUUCAUGUGUACAGGACCUAAAGUCACUUCAUCCAUUUGUGUGUGUGUUGACUUGAGGCAGAGGGUAUAGAUUCAUCCUCCCGUGCGUUUUAUUGUGGUAUCAUGUGAAUGAUUGCUUUCUCUUCAACAAUAUGGCCCCCAGCAUCCCCGCCCACAUAGAAGUGUUGUGGAAGGAAACUGUGACUGUGAUAUGAGAAGAAGCCUCGUAUCCAAUAGGAGGUCUUUUUUUUUUUUUUUUUUUUGACAUUUAUGUCCUGGAUGGAGCUUUAACUCCAAAGUAGAGACUACUGAAGCCUUGGCUGAAAAACUAACAUCACAGCCGCUUCUCUUGGCUACUGGAGUCGGGCUUGUGGUUUGAAUCCACGGGAUGCUGAAUAUCACGAGACCACACCCGUCCCAACCAAAUCUACUGCUGGGCGACAGGAUGGAGGUCGACGCAUCCCUGCCCCCGACCUGCAGAAGGUGCCCCUCCCCUCGGAUUUGAGGAAAGCUCCUGUCGUUGCCCUGUUAGGAAACGGCUCCAAGAGGGGCGACGGAAGCCGAAGCUUUUCCUGUAUGGACAGAGGUCUGUCAGCAGACCCCAAAGGAAGCCGUCGGCAGCCUCUGUGGAAAGGAGGAGAAAGGAAAAAGAUUUCUGGAGUUCCCUUUUGGCCUUCUAUCAGCCUUCCCCACCCCAAAUGAAGAAUCGGAACCUUUUACCAUCAGAGAGGUGUGACUCAAAUGUCUGCACAGGAACUGAACUGUUAGCCAUUUCAGAAUCACACCAAAAGACUGUGUAUAACACAAAAAAGAGGGUAAAAAAGCAAAGUUUUAGUUUUCACACUUUCAACAUUUUCACCCAAAACCAUGUGAACUGUUUUGCUGGUGAGGAGGGUUCCCUCUGUAGACAGAAGCGUACACUUAGCAGAGAGCUAGAAUGCACUCACAAACUAGUAGAAACGUAAACCAGUGCGCACAUGUGACUUACUUACCCAUAGAAGUGGUAUUUCUGAUUUAAAGUAUUUUCUCCUCACGUAUCUCAGAAUGAGUUUGGCUCCCAAAUAGACUUUAAAAAACACAAACCUCCCCCUCGUGUGAGCUGGACCUAUCGUCGGCUGUCUCAGGUGCCUGUCUGGAUAUGAACUUUUGAGCCGCCCGGGCUGGAUAAAGAGGUUUCUGCACCUGUGGGAUGUGGCACUGUCUCCAUUCUGCCUUAUUACCAACUUUACGACAGAAGGUGAUUUUAGCAUAGAUUACAGCAAUGUUCUCAUCUUGUGAAUCCUGUUUUUGUUUUUUGUUCACACACCCAUCAAUAAGAGCGCUACUUUUUUUUGUUUUGGUUCUGGAUAGAAUCUCAUUGUGACACUAGUGAACACUAAAAAGGAAAAAGUGCUUUUAGAAAACGACCACACGCAGCUCCGCUCUGCUUCUGGAAGCGUCACUUUUUUUUUAAAUAUAGUUCUGCUUUUUAUGGCCAUAAAACCCAUAGGUUCGAUCAGCUGUCAAAGAAACUGAGCUUUGGCAGGAAAUGUUCUUAAUGUUUUAUCUGCUUCCACUCUGUUUGCCAUUACCAGGUCUGUCCUGAGAGAAUGGUUAACUCUCUUUGAGGUGUGCACCACGCGACACGUCCUGCUUAUUAGCGUUGAUCUCUGUGUGUGUGUGUGUGUGUGCGUGCGUGCGUGUGUGUGUGUACGCUAAUGGGUGGGCGGAAGUGGAUAACUUCUACAUUUAAGCAUCACGACUUUAACUGUGCCAACGUU